Molecule: messenger RNA, 1563 nt
Organism: Spodoptera littoralis (African cotton leafworm)
Lineage: Eukaryota; Metazoa; Arthropoda; Insecta; Lepidoptera; Noctuidae
Source: the annotation of a GenBank genome assembly
AUGAAAUUCUGUGUUGUUAUUAGUUUUAUAGUGAUAUUGUUCAUAUCGAGAGCCGUUUGUGAAGAAUGCGAGGCGUGUUUAAAACUAGAACAAUGCCCAGCUUUCGACGAAUUAAGCAAAGGAGAACAGGAAGAUUUGCAACUUAAAUAUCCAUGCUCAUCACCCGAUGAUUAUGAAUUGAGCAACCUCUUUGGAUUCGCACCCAUCUCCAGAGGAGAAUAUGUAUGCUGUUCCGACGUCCAAAGAUCAGUGAGAAACAGACGCAACAAUUACAAUAAUUUCGGCCGCCAAAAUAAUAAUUAUGAUGACCGAAACCUUGGUUACAAUAAUUACCCUAAUUCGCAAAACCAAAACGGUUACGGAUACAGAAAUAACCCAAGUGAUAAUAGCUGGGGAUCGAAUGAAGAUAAUGAGUACCGUAAUCAGGGUAGCCCGGAUUAUGAUGGGAGCGGGUACAACAAUCAGGGACCUAGAAACUAUUUUAAUACGAAUAACAGUCCGUAUGUGACUGCGAGUCCAUUCUUUCCUAUUCGCGGACAAGGUCGUGGGGGUAAUAGUCAACGGGGUCAAUGUCCCGUAACAAGCUUACCCCCGAACCCUGAUACAGGAUGUUGCGGCCGCGAGGCGUCUGAUAGCGACAGGAUUAUCGACAGGCCUAAACCACCAUCCUAUUAUGACGAGGGACCUAGGAAUAAUGGUAAUAACUAUUUCGGCAACUCUGCUUGGCCCUAUAACACACCUCAGGGAAGAUUCAUAAGGGCAACUAAGGACGUCCCUGAAGUGACCAUCGGCAAUCGUAUCGCAGGUGGCCGGGAAACCGAACUGGAGCAGUUCCCCUGGACUGUUCUCCUGGAAGUAACCUUUGACAAUGGAGAAAAGAGACAGGGAUACAACUGCGGAGGAUCACUCAUCAGCUCGAAAUACGUCUUGACUGCUGGUCACUGCGUUUUUGAUCAGGGAAGCAAGAUUGUAGAUGUCGACAUAUACCUAGCAGAAUAUGAUAAACGUACGUUCCCAAAGGACUGUAAGAAUGUGCUGGGUGAAGGACAGAAGUGUGUAGAGAACAUCGUGAUGAAAGCAGAGGAUGUUGUUCUGCAUCCGCAGUAUGAUGACUCACAGCUUACCAAUGAUAUCGCUUUGAUAAGGAUACAAGGGAACGCACCAUACACGGACUACAUUCGACCCAUCUGCCUGCCAUCCAUUGACAUCGACAGCCCGGACUUCUCAAACCUUCGUCUGGCCGUCGCCGGGUGGGGUCGGAACGGCCGCUUCCGAUCGAACAUCAAACAAUCAACAAUCGUCAAUCUAGUACCUCAGGAAAAAUGCAUAAAAUUCUACCCAAACCUGUCAAGACGACAAAUGUGUGCGGCAGGUUACACUGGCGAGGACACGUGCAAAGGUGACUCUGGCGGUCCACUUAUGACGGUGUAUGGCGGGAAGUACCAAGUGGUGGGUGUAGUAAGUGGGAAACGGGCGGACUCGCCCUGUGGGACCUCCGUGCCGUCGCUCUACACUAACGUCUACCACUACAGAGACUGGAUACAGAGUAAUAUGAAGAAUUAA